AUGGCUCCUAACUUCUUCUGGUUGCGGGGCCCAGUUGUUAUUUUGUCUCUGAAGCACGUGACUGCCAGCGCAAGAGUAGCUCUUGUUGGUUUGAGUGGUGUUUACGCUUCCCUCUCGAAACCUUCUAUUCUCUUCGUUUCGAUCACGUUCGGAGUUAGGAAAGUUACCCUGUUGUUGGGAUUUGGCUGGCAGGAGUCAGAAUAUAUCGAACCAAUUGUUGAGAAGAUAUUCAAAACACUGAGUUCCAUAAAACUAAACGAGGGCUUGGUCGGAAUAGAAUCUCGUGUAUGGGAAGUAUAUUCAGAAUUAAAAAUAGGUUUGACUGAUGUUCGCAUGAUUGGGAUAUAUGGGACAGGUGGUAUCGGUAAGACAACCAUUGCACGAGUGGUUUAUGAUAGCUUCUCUAAUCAAUUUGAAGCUAGUAGCUUUCUCCAUGAUGUUAGAGAAACAUAUGAAAGACACGGUUUAGUUUAUUUGCAGAAAAAGCUUCUUUCUGACAUCUUGAUGGAAAGAAAUAUAAGAUUUGAAAGUGAGGACGCAGGAGUCCGAUUGAUCAAGCGCAGGCUAUGUAAUAAAAAGGUACUUCUCGUUUUUGAUGACGUUAAUGAUAGGGUUCAAUUAUACUCUUUGGUUGGAGAGCGUAGGUGGUAUGGUCCAGGCAGUAGAAUUAUCAUUACAACGAGAAAUCAAGGUUUGCUAAUGACACUAGGAGUUAAUGAAAUAUAUAGCCCUGCGGAAAUGAGUAAUGAUGAGGCUCUUCGUCUUUUCAGCUUGACAUGUUUCGGCAGUGAACACACUCCUGAAGGUUAUAAGGAGAUGUCCAAACAUGUUGUCAGUUAUGCUCGCGGCCAUCCUUUAGCAAUUAAGGUUUUGGGUUCUCAUCUAGUCGGCGGAAGCAUCCCUGCAUGGAAAAGCUGUUUAGAUGGGCUUGAAAAUAAUAUUCCAACAGAACUUUUUCAAGUAUUUCAAAUAAGUUAUGAUGGUCUAGGAGAAACAGAGAAAGAAAUAUUUCUACAUAUGGCAUGUUUCUUCAAUGGUGAGGACCGAAAUCGCACAGUAGAUAUACUAGACACUCUUGAACUUUGCCCGGAAAUUGGAUUAAGGAUUCUUGUGGAUAAAUCUCUCUUAAAUUUAUCUUUAGACAAGAACGGCUUAUGGAUGCAUCCUCUAGUUCAACAAAUGGGCCGGGAAAUAGUUUGUAGAGAAUCUCCUAAAUGGCCCCCCAGACGAAGUAGAUUAUGGUUGCCAGAGGACAUUGACGCUGUGCUUAAUAUAGGAACAAAAACUACUUUUAAAACUACUAGUAUAGUCCUCAACUUGCCUGUACAAAAAAAGAUGAAAACUGAACCCAAAAUAUUGAACUACUUUGGACUACUAGAUGAGAACCCUAUCAUUACUGAAACUGAAACUAUAGAUGAGAACUACUUUGGACUACUAGAUGAGAACCCUACUUUGAACUACAAUGUGUCAUAG
This is a messenger RNA of Quercus robur (English oak), 1473 nucleotides long. RefSeq names its product disease resistance protein RUN1-like. Gene Ontology annotation, molecular function: ADP binding. NCBI's taxonomy places the organism in Eukaryota, Viridiplantae, Streptophyta, Magnoliopsida, Fagales, Fagaceae. Gene Ontology annotation, biological process: defense response. The transcript is spliced from 4 exons. The record is from RefSeq and is a predicted model, not a curated record. Bases 1 to 1473 code for a protein of 490 amino acids.